GCUGAUAUUGAACAGUAUGAUUUGAUCUUUCAGCUCUUCCCAGUCUCGCAGCUGUGUAUGUGUUUGGAUCAGUCGGUGUUGUGUUACUGAACUCUGUUGCUCUGAUGAUUGAACUGAUCCUCAAAACAGUUAAUGGUGAAGGAGCGACGGGAGACAUGAGGAUCAUCGUCUUCUCCUCUGAAUUACUCUUCACUUUAAUUCUGGUGAUUUUAAUGGUAUUUGAACCCUGGAUCACACCAUGUCUUCAGUCUUGUACGAAAGCAAUGCAGUCUCGUCGAGCUGCAGCCGCUGGAUCACAGAAUCAGGAAUCUCAGAACGCAGCAGCAGAUUCAGCCACUGGAUCGAACCAGAACCAGAGCCAGAACCAGAACCAGAACCAGAACCAGAACCCAGCAGAAGCACAUGAGAUGAGUCCUCUACUGAACACACAAAACCAGGAGAACAGCAGGAGCACCGGGACGGAGGAAGCUCAGCCGGAUUCAGUGGUUUCACAAUCAUAAUCAACAGUCAGAGAAAAACACUUGUGAGGAGCUUUUAACUGAGAUUUAAGAGUUCAGUCUCAUUCUUCAUCUGUUAUUGAGGCCGUUAUUUAAUGUGUGUUUGCUGUAAAUAUAUACAGGAUGUCUUUAUAUUGA
Messenger RNA from Carassius auratus (goldfish), 635 nucleotides. RefSeq lists its product as uncharacterized. The coding region runs from base 105 to 500 and encodes 131 amino acids. NCBI's taxonomy places the organism in Eukaryota, Metazoa, Chordata, Actinopteri, Cypriniformes, Cyprinidae. The transcript has 5 exons. The record is from RefSeq and is a predicted model, not a curated record.